This is a messenger RNA of Prionailurus viverrinus (fishing cat), 3222 nucleotides long. RefSeq names its product taurine up-regulated 1 (gene TUG1). The transcript is spliced from 2 exons. The record is from RefSeq and is a predicted model, not a curated record. The annotation marks the transcript as partial. NCBI's taxonomy places the organism in Eukaryota, Metazoa, Chordata, Mammalia, Carnivora, Felidae.
CUCGAAGACGCCCUGGCGCGCCCUCCCCCCCUCCCCGGUCUGGUAGGGCGAAGGAGCGGGCGCGCGGUCGAUCGAGCGAUCGGUUGGCGGCUCUUUCUCCUGCUCUGGCAUCCAGCUCUUGGGGCGCAGGCCCGGCCGCCGCGGCGCGCGCCCGGUGGCCGUUGGCGCUCGCGCCGCGUCUUUCUUCUCGUACGCAGAACUCGGGCGGCGGCCUAUGCGUUUGCGAUUCGACGAGGAGUCGUCCGGGUGGUUGGCGGCGGCGGGCAGCUGCUCCGCCCCGCUCCCGGGGAGGCGGCGGCGGCGGGAUUUGGCGCGGCCGGGGAGGCGGGGGUGGCCGGGGCCGGCGUGGAGGCCUGGCGCCACCCUUCGGGGCCUGCAAGGACCCAGUUGGGGGGGCAAGAAGGGGCUGGGGGAUGGUUGGUGGUGGGCUUUCUACUUUGUCUUUUCCUCCUCAUGCCCCCUUAGUGAGGGGGGGGAGCUUUGGCGGCAGCUCCGGGGCGGGGAGACAAGCCCCGGAGUCGGAAGAGCUGGGUUUGCUUCCGGGCCUAGCCACCAGCUGGCCGAGUGACUUUAGGCAAAUCACUCUGUAAUUUGUCAGCGCCUCAGUUUCCUCCUCUGCCUAUCAAUGUUUGUAGGGUUGAAAGCGCUUUGUAAACUAUAAAGCGUCGGUGUACGUAAGGGAUGAUUAUUGUUUGUAAUGGGGUUUUUUUUGAGUUGUAAGAAAAGUUAGCAAUUGCCCAGUUCUUGGAUUUUGAACCUGGGAACCUUGGAUUGGAGUUGGAAGCCCCCAAGUUCCCCCGAAAUUGUAUGCAGAAAUAGUGGGAGUGUGCAUUUGGGGGAAUGAGGAUCCAUCGCCAGCAAGUUUUCAAAAGGGGGCUGUGACCCAGAAGAGUUAAGAACUACAAUUCCGUAAUGCCACGAGGAGGAAACUGAGGCCUAGAUGUCAUUUGGGACCCUUCACAACCGAUUUGAAGCCCCUGUUAGGAUCCCUGGGAUAUGUGAGCUGUUUCUAUGCAUAAUGGAUAUUUGGGGUAACAACACUCCACUGCUUGGCUUCUAUUCUGAGUCCUUUCCUUUUACCAUGGGGUGCCUGAACGCUGGCUGACGUGUAUGGUAUGGUUUAUGGCACCCAAUAUAAAGCAGCUGAAACUAGAAAUGGAUGUGUUCCCUACUAUCGAGAAACCUAUUUAAUCCUUGGCCCAGCAACUCUUGUUUUUCUGCUGCUUAUACUGGUGCCUGACUACCUUUCCCUUUCAUUGACCAUUUUCCACGACCAUGGUUCCCAUCCAUUACUUGCUUCUAUUGUAUAUCUUUAGUCUCUGCGGUUGGUAGUGAGCAGGCUUAUUUUUAAAUGGUGCUGCCGAGUCCAGCUAAUUAAUGGUGCAGGUGGAUUUUUAGCAAGCUGGCUCACUGGAACAGACUAAACCAGGCAUGGAAUUCUUGAAGAUGUUUGGGGGCUUAUCUUUAUUAAUUGAAGGUUAGCAUUCUCUGAAAUUUUGUUAUGACUUUGGCUGAACUUCAAAAUCAGUAGAUUUGGAAGUGUUUCAGUGCUUACUUUUUUCCUGGCCUGCUUUGUAUUCUAUUUGCUUGCAAGUGUGUUACUAAGAUGGCCAAGAUGCCAGUUAUUGCUUCUUUGUUAAUUGUCAGCUGCUUUUAUCAAAUUCCAGGCCGUUAUCCAGCAAACACUAUAGAAAUGUUUGAACAGUUGUAUUUCAAACAUUUUCUCUUUGUGGAGUGGUGCUUACCAGUGGUACAGCUCUAAGCAAGUGAACAUAAAUACAUAUAAGUGUAUUUCGUCUGGUUAGGUGUUCACCUGUUUUGUUAUUUCAUACAAAUGUCUGAGAAAAUCAAUUGACUAUUCCUUUUACGUAAAGGGCAGAGACAAAUGAUCUCACUUCCAGAGAAAGGACUGUUGUAGAGAAAAAUGUGUUGGUCUUUUAGCUCCUUUGUUGUUAUCUGGAUGUACCUCAAAAGAAUCUUAAGACUGUGGUGAUCUUAUAAGAUGCUUUCCUCAGGAGAAAAGAGGAAAAAAAAACAACUGGAACUCAAAGCUUGAAAUUCUGUAACAAAACAUGAGAUGUCCAGGAUAGGAGGCCGAAAAGAUUUCACUACAGUGUUCUGCACUAGCUGCAGCAGAUGCUUUUCUGUGUAGCCACGGCAUGGACUCCAGAUUUCCAGAUUUUCAAGAACUGCACCUGGGACCUGAAGAGCUUGUCAGGAUGUGACAGGGACUCUGGAGCUGAACAUACUUGUUUUUGAAUCUGGGGGCUGUUGACCUUGAUUUGAGAAGAGACAACAAUGGAGCAAGCACUGCCACCAGCGCUAUUACUGGGAAUUUGAAGACCUGAGUCUCUGCCAGAGCUUCAUUGCAAGUUCUAGUGACGCUCCAUCCAAAGUGAACUACGUCCUGUGCCUCCUGAUGGCUGAGUGUUCACCUGGACCUUCUGACCACCUUCCUUGUACUGUUCCAUCAGCCUAUAGAUCUGGUACCUGGAUUUUUGCCCAUGGUGAUUCCUUCACCUUACUGCUGAAGAAGACACCAUUCCAGUGGACCAUGGUGAUCCAAGAGGCAUUCAACCAUCAUGAUGUGGCCUUCAUCUCCACUCCUGUCCUGUUCUACCCAGAUUCAGCACAGCCCUUUAUAGUGAAGUCAAACUAUUCAAGCCAGAUAGCUGAAGCUAUUUUAUCACAGCAAAAGGCCCAGUUUGUUCCAUGAGUGUGCAUUUCGUUUCUUCAAUUAAAGCCUUCAGAGACACAUAAUAAAUUUGGACCAGGGGAUUUUUAGUUAUCAACACUGAAGAAUGGUAACAUCUUUCAAGAACGACGUUGGAUCAUACCCCACAAUUUCAAAUGAUUGAAAUUCGUGAAGUGUCUAGGGUCCUAUCCAGAUCACGGGACCCUAUUCUUUUUCCACUUCAAGUCUGUAGUAGCCUACUGAAUAGAAAGCAGAUAUUCUGACCAGCAGAUACUGGAAUAAAAACAAAGGCACAGUGAACUCAGCAUCUUUGGGAUUACUCAGGAACCAGAACUUUUCACACAAAUGUAAGAAAUUCUACCAAGGAAUCCCCGUAUCUAACAGCAUCUCACAAAGCUCCAAUCAGAUUCCAGAAAAGGCCUCUUGAUACAUCCAGGUAGAACCUAUCAUGGUAAUCCCUUAUGUUUAUAUAGCACUUUAUAGUUUCAAAGCACUUUUACAUGCAUAAAUCUCAAUUAUCAAAACAA